UUAUGCAUAAACUUCAGUGUGGUGCAAAUUCGGCAGAUUGAAGCAAGAAAAUCAAUAAUUUUCCUCAUUUCUGCACGAUACCGUCGAAAUAGCCAAAAUUAUUUGCAUUCGUCCGCAUUCAGCGUAAGUAUUGGCUGUUUUUGGUGAUAUUCACGUGGGAAAGCUGUGGAAAAUGGUUGAGAAACCUGAGAAAAGUGCGAAGAGUCGAGUGACGAGAAGCAAAAUGGCACCAGUUCGUGGAGAUGGAAUGAGAGGACUUGCAGUCUUCAUCUCGGACAUAAGAAACUGCAAAAGCAAAGAAGCAGAAAUCAAGCGGAUAAACAAGGAGCUGGCCAAUAUUCGCAGCAAAUUCAAGGGAGACAAGACUUUGGAUGGGUAUCAGAAGAAGAAAUAUGUCUGCAAGUUGCUCUUCAUCUUCCUCCUGGGCCAUGAUAUCGAUUUUGGUCACAUGGAGGCGGUCAAUCUCCUCUCAUCGAACAAAUACUCCGAGAAACAGAUCGGCUAUCUCUUCAUCUCGGUGCUUGUAAAUACAAACAGUGAAUUGAUCAAAUUGAUCAUCCAGAGCAUCAAGAAUGAUCUGCAGUCGAGGAAUCCCAUCAAUGUCAAUCUGGCAUUGCAGUGCAUCGCUAAUAUUGGGAGUCGCGAUAUGGCUGAGGCAUUCUCCAAUGAGAUUCCCAAGCUGCUGGUCUCUGGAGACACAAUGGACGUGGUGAAGCAAUCUGCAGCUCUGUGUCUCUUGCGUCUCUAUCGUACGUGUCCGGACAUCAUUCCGGGCGGCGAAUGGACCAGCCGGAUAAUCCAUCUGCUGAAUGAUCAACACAUGGGAGUCGUGACAGCUGCCACGAGUCUCAUUGAUGCUCUGGUCAAGAAGAAUCCGGAGGAGUACAAGGGAUGCGUCAGUUUAGCCGUUUCGCGUCUCUCCAGGAUUGUGACUGCGAGUUACACGGAUCUGCAGGACUACACGUACUACUUCGUGCCGGCUCCGUGGUUGUCCGUGAAGCUGCUGCGCCUUCUGCAGAAUUACAAUCCGGUGACGGAGGAUCCGGGUGUCCGGGGCCGACUCAAUGAGUGCCUGGAGACGAUUCUGAAUAAGGCGCAGGAGCCACCAAAGAGCAAAAAAGUCCAGCACAGCAAUGCGAAGAAUGCGGUGCUGUUUGAGGCCAUCAACUUGAUCAUUCACAGCGACAGUGAGCCGAAUCUCCUGGUGCGUGCGUGCAAUCAGCUGGGGCAGUUUUUGAGCAAUCGUGAGACCAAUUUGCGCUAUUUGGCACUCGAGUCCAUGUGCCAUUUGGCCACAUCGGAAUUCUCGCACGAGGCAGUGAAGAAGCACCAGGAAGUGGUGAUUCUCAGCAUGAAGAUGGAAAAGGAUGUUUCGGUGCGUCAGCAGGCUGUGGAUUUGCUCUAUGCCAUGUGCGACCGAAGCAAUGCCGAAGAAAUUGUCCAGGAAAUGCUCAACUAUCUGGAGACAGCAGAUUACUCCAUUCGCGAGGAGAUGGUCCUCAAGGUUGCAAUUUUGGCUGAAAAGUAUGCCACGGACUAUACGUGGUACGUGGACGUAAUCCUCAAUCUCAUUCGCAUUGCUGGGGAUUAUGUGAGUGAGGAAGUUUGGUAUCGGGUCAUUCAGAUUGUCAUCAAUCGCGAGGAAGUUCAGGGAUAUGCCGCUAAGACGGUCUUUGAGGCUCUUCAGGCACCGGCGUGUCAUGAGAACAUGGUUAAAGUGGGUGGGUAUAUUUUGGGUGAAUUUGGGAAUCUCAUAGCCGGAGAUUCUCGAUCGGCUCCAAUGGUGCAGUUCAAAUUGCUGCAUUCCAAGUACCAUUUGUGCUCAUCCAUGACACGAGCUCUGCUUCUGUCCACCUAUAUCAAGUUCAUAAAUUUAUUUCCGGAAAUUCGGAGUACAAUUCAGGAAGUUUUCCGGCAGCACAGUAAUUUGCGAUCGGCCGAUGCUGAGUUGCAGCAGAGGGCCAGUGAAUAUUUGCAAUUGAGUAUUGUGGCAUCGACAGAUGUUCUGGCCACGGUUCUGGAGGAGAUGCCGUCAUUCCCGGAGAGGGAAAGUUCAAUUUUGUCAUUGCUGAAGAAGAAGAAGCCAGGAAGGGUGCCAGAGAAUGAGAUUAGGGAGAAUAAGAGUCCAAUUCCAGUGACAAAUUCCAAUAAUACUCAAGUCAACAGCAAUCACACAUCGAACAGUACCAAUGCUGAUCUUCUUGGACUCAGUACUCCACCUUCGGGCAAUCAGACCAACAGCCAGGGGGCGCUGAUUGAUGUCCUUGGUGAUAUCUACAAUGCUUCAGUUGUCUACAAUACCAAGAAGUUUCUCUUCAAAAACAAUGGAGUUUUAUUUGAGAAUGAACUCAUUCAGAUUGGCGUUAAGAGUGAAUUCAGGCAGAAUCUGGGACGUCUUGGUCUCUACUAUGGGAACAAGACACAAACUCCAUUGACAAAUUUCUCGCCGGUUCUUCAGUGGCCAGCAGAAUCGGCUGCUAGGCUGAGUGUUCAGAUAAAAGCAGUGGAGCCGACUCUGGAGGCUGGAGCACAGAUUCAGCAACUCCUCAAUGCUGAAUGCAUCGAAGAUUUUGCCGAUGCACCAUCCAUUGAUUUGAGCUUCAGGCACAAUGGCGUUCACCAGAAGGUCAACAUCAAACUUCCGCUCACGCUAAAUAAAUUCUUCGAACCGACAGAGAUGAAUGGGGAAUCCUUCUUUGCCAGGUGGAAAAAUCUCGGAGGAGAAUCCCAACGAGCACAAAAAGUAUUCAAGGCACAACUUCCGCUGGAUUUACAAGCAGCUAGGACAAAAUUAAUGGGUUUCGGGAUGCAAUUGCUUGACAGUAUCGAUCCCAAUCCGGACAACAUGGUUUGCGCUGGUAUCAUUCACACACAGACCCAGCAAGUGGGCUGCUUGCUGAGACUGGAGCCCAAUAAGCAAGCACAGGUGAGAAUGUUCCGAUUGACCAUCAGAUCGAGCAAGGAGAGUGUUACGAAGGAAAUUUGUAAUUUGCUUGUUGACCAAUUUUAAGUUUUUUUUGCGCGCGCGUGAAUGAAAAAAAAGGUGAAAAAAAAGACAGAAAAUACGGAGAUAACGUUAGACGUUAAAUGUUAUUCUUUGUCCUCCUGUUGUACUGUGUAUAUUUUGUAAGUUCUUGGCAGAGAUUUCGAAAACGCGUUGGAAAGAAAAAGUUUGAGAAAAGUGAAAUAUUUUCUCUUGAUUCAGUUGGACAAGAAAAAAAAACUACAGAAAAUAAUGUGGUUAUAUCCUCCAUGUGGACAUAAUAAAAAGAAGAUGAAUUACAUCCCCCAAGAAAAUCCCAUUUAGGUGAGUAAGAUUGAUAUGAAAAGCAAAUGGUGAAAAAUAAAAAAAAAUGUAAAUGAGAAUUUUUUUGGAAAUAAUAAUCUCAAGAAGAGUAAUUUAAGGUUAUAUUAAUGAUUUAUCACAUAGAAAAAAAGGAAGGUAAAUAUAAAAUGAAUAUAAUUGCAAAUAUAUUUGAGGAAUUAAUUUAAAGAUAGAAAAAAAGAGCAAAGAAAAAUUGAAAAGUAUUCAAAAUUUAAUUGUAAAGAAUAAAUGCUAAUUUUUGGGAGAAAUUAAAUAUAUGCAAAAUAAAAUUUUAAGCAUAUAUUGCUAAAAAGAAAAAAAAUAGUAAAAAAACAGUUAAAAAAAGCUAAUAGUAAGAAGAAAUAAAACUAUUGAAGAGAUAGUGUAAAAAAAAAAAUAAAUAGAGGCACCCUAUGAGCUGCAGAGUUGUCCUUAAUCCUAAUUCUAUUAUUAUUAUUAUUUUUUUUGUAUAUUUUUCGUUACAUUUUAUACCCUCUUUUGAACAUGAAUUUAUUAUCUUUUUUUCUCGAGAAUUAAUAAUAAUAAUCGAAUGAUGUAGAAUUUAUGAGAAAAAAAUUCUAUGAAAUAUUGAAGGACAGAAAAAAGGGAUGAGAGACUCCUGGAAAUACUUUAUCCUGUCGCAUUAUUUCAGUUCAAUCCUGUGUAAAUUAAUUUUUGGAAUGAGAUGCUUCAGUUUCGUUGGAAUUAUGAGGCGGUGGAUCACACUCAUGAAAUAUCGUAGAAUAAAUAUUACUGUUGGCAGUCAUACAUAUAUUGAGCAAAUACUGCGAUAAAAUGUAUUACAGAAAAAUUAUUAAUAAGACAAUAUACAAGAUAAAUCAAAAAUAAAA
Molecule: messenger RNA, 4155 nt
Organism: Phlebotomus papatasi
Lineage: Eukaryota; Metazoa; Arthropoda; Insecta; Diptera; Psychodidae
Gene: AP-2alpha
Product: AP-2 complex subunit alpha
Exons: 9
Coding region: 173-3010 (945 amino acids)
Biological process (GO): clathrin-dependent endocytosis; intracellular protein transport
Cellular component (GO): membrane coat; AP-2 adaptor complex
Molecular function (GO): clathrin-cargo adaptor activity
Source: RefSeq, a predicted model, not a curated record